CGAAAGCAGUCAGCCGUCCUGGUGUCGUAUCGCUGUCAGAAUCAGAAGCAAAGACUAAACUGAGUAGUCGGAGCAGUCGUUGGUCGCUGGUUAAUUUUUGUCGUCGUCGGUUCGGAGUCGUUGAUCAUUGGUGGUCUCAAGGCAGCCUAGACCUUGUACCAUCUUGACGGUCUUGACAGUAAUAGUAAUAAAGUAACAAAAUCACUCUUCAGCUUCAGUCUGCUAAAAUCAUUGAGACUCGACGUGUCAUAAUAUCAAUACCACAAUGCCGAAUAUAAUAAAUGAUGUGAAAUUAGAUUUUAAAGACGUUUUAUUGAGGCCUAAGAGAAGUACUUUGAGAAGUCGAUCAGAGGUAGACCUCUUUCGUGAAAUGACGUUUCGUAAUUCUAAACGUACAUACAAGGGUAUACCUGUGAUGGCCUCUAAUAUGGAUACUGUGGGUACAUUUGAAAUGGCAAAAGCUUUAGCUAAGCAUGGAAUUUUUACAGCAGUUCAUAAAUAUUAUACAGCUGAAGAAUGGAAAGAGUUUGCGUCGAAAAAUUUAGACUGUCUAAAACAUAUGGCUGCGAGCUCAGGUACGAGCGACAAUGACUUCGACCGAUUAAAAACAGUAAUUGGAGCAGUACCCGAUAUUGAAUUUAUCUGUCUGGACGUCGCCAAUGGAUAUUCGCAGCAUUUUGUCGAGCAUGUAAGGAAAGUCCGCGCUGAGUUUCCGAGUCAUACGAUUAUCGCUGGAAAUGUCGUAACUGGAGAAAUGGUUGAAGAACUGAUACUAUCCGGCGCAGAUGUUAUUAAAGUAGGAAUUGGUCCUGGGUCAGUUUGCACCACGAGAAUGAAAACAGGAGUCGGGUAUCCCCAACUUAGUGCUGUAAUUGAAUGCGCCGAUGCUGCUCAUGGCCUUAAAGGUCAUAUUAUAUCGGAUGGUGGUUGCACAUGUCCUGGAGAUUUAGCGAAAGCAUUUGGAGCAGGUGCUGAUUUCGUAAUGGCUGGUGGUAUGUUUGCUGGCCAUGAUGAAUGUGGUGGCAGUGUUACAGAAAAAGACGGAAGAAAAAUAAAACUUUUUUACGGAAUGUCUUCCAAUACUGCCAUGGAUAAACAUUCUGGUGGUAUGGCGGAAUACCGUUCAUCAGAGGGCAAGACUGUCGAGGUGCCUUAUCGAGGAGCAGUAGAAACAACAGUACUAGAUAUCCUCGGUGGAUUAAGAUCAUCAUGUACAUAUGUCGGUGCUUCAAAAAUACGUGAGUUGUCACGUCGUGCAACAUUUAUACGGUGCACACAACAACUAAAUAAUAUGUACGGACCACCUCCGGGACUGUAAUAACUAAUUAUGUUAUAUAAUGUAUUAAAGUUAUUAUGUCUCCGCUAGAUAAUUCUGGUUUUUUAAACAAUAAUCCGCUUGAUAUGAGGAAUUGUUCAAAUUGCCAUUUUAAUAGUAUAUUACACAUCUAGGGAAGUAAAGUAAGAAAUGUCUCAGAUCACAUAUAAGUGUUGGCCGAGGCGAAGCCGAGGUCAACAAACAUGUGAUCUGAGGCUUUUUUAUUUACUUCCCGAGGAGUGUAUACUAUUUUUCUCGUCGACGGAGGCGGAAAGCGGCAACCUCGUUUUGCACAGCGGGACGAAAGUUGACGCUUUCCGCCCGGAGGCGAGAAAAUAUUUUAUUAUGAACUUAAUAUUUGCGCAACGAAACUUUGUUUAUGAAUUGCUAUUAAUUUGUUUAUUUAUUUAUUUUUUUUUUUAUUGAACGAUAGAGAUUAUUAAUAUUUACUGAUUGUUAAAGUUCAAUUUGUCGUGGUUUUAUUACUCUAGCCGCAAUGCGACAGUAUUAUAUAUACACUUGAUUAAAUAGUACUGAUAUCAUAAAAUUCUUUAUCAUACGACAAAAAUAAUAAUAAUUUUUUGAAUUAUUAUUUAUUUAAUAUUCGUAUUUAAAAUUCAAAUCGAAUGAUUUGAUUAGCUCGUUGAAUUAAAAUGAAUUAUUUAUGUUAGAUUUAUUGUUGAAAUUUAAGUGAUCAUAGAAAAAUUUAAUUUAUUUUUAAGUCAUUUAAAUUUACUUAAUACUAUUAAACUUGACUUGUUUUUUAAACCGUGAGUUUUAAAUUAUUUCGAGCAGUUGCAACGGAUUUUGAAUAAUUUAAAACUUUUUUAUGGUUUUUAAAAAAUAAUUUAUAAAAUUAAAUUAUUUAAAUGCACACAUGUAUUAGGAAAUCGAACGCACAUAUAAUUGUUUGUCAAUUUUUUUUUUUUACUGAACAGUAUUGAUGUCAAUUGUAAUUCCGUGUAAUUAAAAGUUAAAAAAAUUGAAUAAUUGUCAUUGACAACUUAAUUCUUUUAUAAUGAAAGUAAGAAAAAUAAUGCAAUUAGAUUUGAAAGUUUAUUAUUAUAAUUCUUAUAAAAAUUGUUCAAUUAAUGAGAAAAUUUUUUGUGCUUCUAAUGUUGAUAUUAAAUUUUAUCGCUUAAAAAUAGUUUUUUUUUUCUCAGCGGCUUAAAAUUUAUAAACAUUCUAUUAAUUUAUUGUUCAAAAAAUAGAAAGGUAUAAAUUGUUUUAAAUUUUUUACCAAUCUUCUCUAUUAAAAAAUGUUAACAGUCCAUACGAAUGUCUACGAUACAGGUUUUUAAUAUUAAAUGCUUACUUUAAAAAAUUCAAUACCGUUUAAUUGUCUACUAGAAUUAAUUUCACACGAUUUAAUUGCCUGAAAAAAUAAUUACAGUUUUAUUGUCUCCUGUAAAAAUACCAUGCCAAGUUAUUUACAAAAAUAAAUUAACGUCAAAUUCCACAAUUAUAUCAACACGAAUUGAUUUACAUAAAACAAUAAUAAGUAUACAAUUGAAGCGUAAUUUUAAUAUCUUAAAAAAAAAAGAAAAAUUAACGAAGCCGCAAACUAAACAUGCAAUUAAAUUCGCUAAACAAUUAAACAGGAAAUUGAAUUAUUAAUUAUAUUUGCCAAAAUUACUACAGAUACUAUCAAUUGAAUUCUGGAAAUUAUACCUUUACUUAAUUUACAAAACUUUGCAUCAAAUAAUCAAAAGUAAUAAAAUUACUAUCGGUAAAUAAAUGAAAUACAACUCGAUGCAAAGUUAUCAAUUAAAAGUAAUAAAAUAUUAAUUAAUAAUCACAUAAAUUUGGUGUCUAGUGUGAUAAAUAAUACAUGGAAUUGUAUCCAAAGAAAUAUAUGUUAUAUUCAUUAUUAAUUUCUAUUUAUUAU
Molecule: messenger RNA, 3203 nt
Organism: Microplitis demolitor
Lineage: Eukaryota; Metazoa; Arthropoda; Insecta; Hymenoptera; Braconidae
Product: GMP reductase 1
Exons: 6
Coding region: 266-1318 (350 amino acids)
Biological process (GO): nucleotide metabolic process
Cellular component (GO): GMP reductase complex
Molecular function (GO): GMP reductase activity
Source: RefSeq, a predicted model, not a curated record